AUGGCGGACGCGGAAGUACUUAUUUUACCGAAGAAGCAUAAGAAGAAAAAGGAGCGGAAAUCCUUAGCAGAAGAAGAUGUAGCAGAAAUACAACACGCUGAAGAAUUUCUCAUCAAACCUGAAUCCAAAGUGGCUCAGUUGGACACAUCUCAGUGGCCCCUGUUGCUAAAGAAUUUUGAUAAGCUAAAUGUAAGGACAACACAUUAUACACCUCUUCCUUGUGGUUCAAAUCCUCUGAAGAGGGAGAUUGGGGACUAUAUCAGGACAGGUUUCAUUAAUCUUGACAAGCCUUCCAACCCCUCUUCCCACGAGGUGGUAGCCUGGAUCCGGCGAAUACUCCGGGUAGAGAAGACAGGACACAGUGGUACCCUGGAUCCCAAGGUGACUGGUUGUUUAAUAGUGUGCAUUGAACGAGCCACUCGCUUGGUGAAAUCCCAGCAGAGUGCAGGCAAAGAGUAUGUGGGAAUUGUCCGGCUGCACAAUGCUAUCGAAGGGGGGACUCAGCUUUCUAGGGCCCUAGAGACCUUGACAGGUGCCUUGUUCCAGCGACCCCCGCUCAUCGCUGCAGUAAAGAGGCAGCUCCGAGUGCGGACCAUCUAUGACAGCAAGAUGAUCGAGUAUGAUCCUGAAAGGAGAUUAGGAAUCUUCUGGGUGAGUUGUGAGGCCGGCACUUACAUUCGGACGCUGUGUGUACACCUUGGUUUGUUAUUGGGAGUUGGUGGUCAGAUGCAGGAACUCCGGCGUGUUCGUUCCGGAGUCAUGAGCGAAAAGGACCACAUGGUGACGAUGCACGAUGUGCUGGAUGCCCAGUGGCUGUAUGACAACCACAAAGAUGAGAGUUACCUGCGGCGAGUUGUUUACCCUUUGGAAAAGCUAUUGACAUCUCAUAAACGGCUGGUCAUGAAAGACAGUGCGGUGAACGCCAUCUGCUAUGGCGCGAAGAUCAUGCUCCCAGGCGUCCUCCGGUACGAGGACGGGAUCGAGGUCAACCAGGAGGUGGCGGUCAUCACCACCAAAGGGGAAGCUGUCUGCAUGGCUAUUGCAUUAAUGACCACGGCAGUGAUCUCCACCUGUGACCAUGGUAUCGUAGCCAAGAUCAAGAGAGUGAUCAUGGAGAGAGACACUUACCCUCGGAAGUGGGGUUUAGGUCCAAAAGCAAGUCAGAAGAGGCUGAUGAUCAAGCAGGGCCUUUUGGACAAGCACGGCAAGCCCACGGACAACACGCCUGCCUCCUGGACACAGGAGUACGUGGACUACAGGUAA
Messenger RNA from Lipotes vexillifer (Yangtze River dolphin), 1263 nucleotides. RefSeq names its product dyskerin pseudouridine synthase 1 (gene DKC1). Gene Ontology annotation, biological process: rRNA pseudouridine synthesis; snRNA pseudouridine synthesis; mRNA pseudouridine synthesis. Bases 1 to 1263 code for a protein of 420 amino acids. The record is from RefSeq and is a predicted model, not a curated record. Gene Ontology annotation, cellular component: box H/ACA snoRNP complex. The transcript is spliced from 12 exons. Gene Ontology annotation, molecular function: pseudouridine synthase activity; RNA binding. Lineage: Eukaryota; Metazoa; Chordata; Mammalia; Artiodactyla; Lipotidae.